Molecule: messenger RNA, 654 nt
Organism: Aspergillus pseudoviridinutans
Lineage: Eukaryota; Fungi; Ascomycota; Eurotiomycetes; Eurotiales; Aspergillaceae
Product: phosphoribosylglycinamide formyltransferase
Exons: 2
Coding region: 1-654 (217 amino acids)
Biological process (GO): 'de novo' IMP biosynthetic process
Cellular component (GO): cytoplasm
Molecular function (GO): phosphoribosylglycinamide formyltransferase activity
Source: RefSeq, a predicted model, not a curated record
AUGGAGACUCCAAUCCGUCUCACUGUCCUCAUUUCCGGCAAUGGGUCGAAUUUACAGGCGGUAAUCGAUAAGGUCAGUGAAGGUCAAAUUCAUGCCAAGAUCGUACGAGUCAUUUCCAAUCGCAAGGAUGCAUACGGACUCGAACGGGCAAAGCGAGCAGGCAUUCCGACUCAGUACCACAACCUUGUGAAAUACAAGAAGCAGCAUCCUGCGACGCCGGAGGGUGUACUGGCAGCACGGGAGGAGUACGAUGCCGAACUGGCUCGGCUGGUGCUUGCUGACUCGCCAGACCUGGUCGCUUGUUUGGGGUUCAUGCAUGUGCUAUCGCCGAAAUUCCUAGAGCCACUAGAGGCUAAGCAGUUGAAGAUAAUUAACCUUCAUCCUGCUUUGCCUGGGGCUUUUAAUGGGGCUAAUGCGAUUGAACGUGCUCAUGCCGCCUGGCUAGAGGGCAAGAUCGAUAAAACGGGCGUCAUGAUUCAUAAUGUGAUAUCGGAGGUUGACAUGGGCAAGCCGAUUCUCGUCCGUGAGAUUCCCUUUGUGAAGGGCGUUGACGAGGAUUUACACGCCUUUGAGCAGAAGGUUCAUGAGAUUGAGUGGGGUGUGGUAAUUGAAGGAGUCCAGCUCGCUAUCAACGAAAUCAGGGCCCGGCAAUGA